Messenger RNA from Knipowitschia caucasica, 8001 nucleotides. NCBI's taxonomy places the organism in Eukaryota, Metazoa, Chordata, Actinopteri, Gobiiformes, Gobiidae. The record is from the annotation of a GenBank genome assembly.
AUGUCCGAGUCCGCCUCUAGCUUCCUCCACAUCGGAGACAUCGUGUCUCUGUUCGCGGAGGGCUCCGUGAGUGGCUUCAUCAGCACACUGGGUUUGGUGGACGACCGGUGUGUGGUGGAGCCCAACGCUGGAGACCUGGAAAACCCUCCCAAGAAAUUUAGAGACUGUCUGUUUAAGGUCUGUCCCAUGAGCAGAUACUCGGCUCAGAAACAGUUCUGGAAAGCCAAACAGGCCAAACACGAGAAGGACAAGAUCGGAGACGGCGUCCUGCUGCAAAAACUACAGCAUGCAGCAAAUCUGGAGCAAAAGCAAAAUGAGACGGAAAACAAGAAAGUCCAUGGAGACGUGGUGAAAUACGGGACUGUGAUCCAGCUGUUGCACAUGAAGAGCAACAAGUACCUGACGGUGAACAAGCGUCUGCCCGCUCUGCUGGAGAAGAACGCCAUGAGGGUCACCCUGGACGGCACCGGCAACGAGGGCUCCUGGAUGUUCAUUCAGCCCUUCUGGAAACUACGAGCCACUGGGGAUAAUGUGGUGGUCGGAGACAAAGUGAUUCUGAAUCCAGUCAACGCCGGACAACCUCUGCAUGCGUCAAACUACGAGUUAACAGACCACCCAGGCUGCAAGGAGGUGAACUCUGUGAACUGCAAUACCAGCUGGAAGAUCAAUCUCUUCAUGAUGUUCAGUGACCACCGAGAGGAAGUACUAAAAGGGGGAGAUGUGGUGCGGUUGUUUCACGCUGAGCAGGAGAAGUUUCUCACCUGUGACGAGUACAAAAGCAAACUCCACGUGUUCCUGCGGACGACGCUGCGGCAGUCGGCCACGUCUGCCACCAGCUCCAAUGCAUUGUGGGAGAUUGAGGUGGUUCAUCAUGAUCCCUGCAAAGGAGGAGCCGGACACUGGAACAGUCUGUACAGGUUCAAACAUCUGGCCACAGGGAACUACCUGGCUGCGGAGGAAAACCCCGGAUACAAAGGAGACGUGGAGCUCUCUUCUUCUAUGGACGGCGGCCGCAGUAACAAGCGUUCUCACGGAGAGAGGAUCAAGUACAAACUGGUGGCGGUUCCUCACGGGAACGACAUCGCUUCUUUGUUUGAGCUGGACCCGACCACGCUGCAGAAGACCGACUCCUUCGUCCCCAGAAAUUCGUACGUGCGCCUGAGACACUUGUGCACAAACACGUGGAUUCAGAGCACCAACGUUCCCAUUGACAUCGACGAGGAGCGGCCAAUCAGAUUAAUGUUGGGGACAUGUCCGACCAAAGAGGACAAAGAGGCCUUCGCCAUCGUGUCCGUUCCUGUGAUGGAGAUUCGAGACUUGGACUUCGCCAACGACGCCUCGGCCAUGUUGAGUGCCGUGGUCGAGCAGUUCAACCAGGGCUUCAUCAGCCCCAACGACAGGAGGUUUGCGGUGAAGCUUUUGGAGGACCUUGUCUUCUUUGUGGCUGACGUUCUGAACAGCGGACAGCCGGUUCUGGAUGUGCUCAUGACCAAACCGAACCGAGAGCGGCAGAAGCUGAUGAGAGAGCAGAACAUCCUCAAACAGGUCUUUGGACUCUUAAAGGCCCCGUUUAAAGACCGGGGCGAAGGGGAGGGUCCUCUGCUGCGUCUGGAGGAACUAUGUGACCAGAAGAACGUGCCGUAUCAGUACAUGCUCCGACUGUGCUACCGAGUCCUCAGACACUCACAGGACGACUACCGCAAGAACCAGGAGCACAUUGCAAAGCAGUUUGGAGUGAUGCAGAGUCAGAUCGGAUACGACAUUUUAGCAGAAGACACCAUCACGGCGCUGCUGCACAACAACAGAAAACUCCUGGAGAAGCACAUCACCAAGACUGAGGUGGAGACCUUUGUCAGUCUGGUCCGAAGGAACCGAGAGCCCAGGUUUCUGGAUUACCUGUCGGACUUAUGUGUGUCGAUCAAUGUGGCCAUCCCAGUGACCCAGGAGCUCAUCUGUAAAUGUGUUCUGGACCCAAAGAACCAAGAUAUCCUCAUCAAGACUGAACGGCGGGUCCCGAAGGAGACGCACCCUGGUGGUGGAACAGGGGAGUACAUGGACGACUUUGGAGAUGAAGAUGAGGUUUGGUUAAUGUGGAUUGAUAAAUCGAAUGAACGGCAAGAGAAGAGCAUCAGACAGUUAGCUCAGGAGGCGCGACAGGGAAACGCUCACGACGACAACGUGCUAACCUACUACAGAUACCAGUUGAAGCUGUUCGCCCGCAUGUGUCUGGACCGGCAGUACUUGGCCAUCCAUGAGAUCUCCAAACAGCUGGAUGUGGACCUCAUCUUUCUGUGCAUCAUGGAUGAGACGCUGCCCUUCGACCUGCGAGCGUCCUUCUGCAGACUCAUGCUUCACGCUCACGUGGACCGAGAGCCUCAGGAGCUGGUCACUCCCGUCAAGUUUGCACGACUGUGGACGGAGAUUCCCACCGCAAUCUCCAUCAAAGAUUACGACUCAAAUAUGGACGACAGCCGAGACAACAAGAAGAAUCGAUUCUCCAACACCAUGGAUUUUAUGGUGGAAUAUCUCAACAAUGUCCUGAACGACGAUCUGCCGUUCCACAACGAGGAGAAGAACAAACUCACAUACGAGGUGGUGAGUUUGGCUCGACACUUGAUCUACUUCGGAUUCUACAGUUUCUUUGAGCUUUUACGAUUGACCAGGACUUUAUUAGGAAUUAUUGACUGUCGACCGAACCCUGCGCACGGUGGACCCAUGUUUCACGAGGAGUCUGCAGGCAAAAAUGUAAAGAGGUCCAUCCACGGCAUGGGGCAGAUUAUGUCCACGAUGGUACUGAGCAGGAAACAGUCCAUGUUUAGCGGUGGACAGAGGGGGGCGGGGCUUGCACUUGAAGGACAGAGAGGCAAAGACAGCAUCGAGAACAUGGACCUGACUGUGAUGGACACCAAGCUCAAAAUCCUUGAGAUCCUUCAGUUCAUUCUAAACGUACGCCUGGAUUACCGGCUCUCGUUCCUUUUGUCUGUCUUUAAAAAGGAGUUUGUAGAGGUUUAUCCAAUGGGUGAUGCUGAUGCGACUACCAAUUUGGAGACGGCAGCCUCCAUUAAUCUGCUGCAGAUUGGAGAACAGGUGGAAGCCAUGUUUGGAGUCGGAAAAGGGAACAGUGUGUUGGAGGUGGAUGACGAAGGCGGCAGGAUGUUGCUGCGUGUCCUGAUCCAUCUCACCAUGCACAACUACCCCCCCCUGGUGUCCGGGGCGCUGCAGCUGCUCUUCCGACACUUCAGCCAGAGACAAGAGCUGCUGCACACCUUCAAACAGGUGCAGCUGCUGAUCACGACGCAGGACGUGGAGAACUACAAACUCAUCAGAGUGGAUCUGGACGAACUGCGAACGCUGGUGGAAAAAUCUGAAUUGUGGGUCGAAAAAAAGAACUCGGGAGAUAAGAAAGAGAAAGGAGGGGACAAGAAGAAGGAAGAGAAGAAGGAGAAAACAGAGGGGGCAUCAGAGGAGCCUGUCGUGAAGAAGGACAAAACGGAGAAGACAAAUGAUAGCUACCAGAAGGUCAAAGAGAUUUUGGAGCGGUUGAACAGAAUGUGCAGCAGUGGAGUUUGGAAGAAGCAGCAGAGACUCCUGAAGAACAUGGGAGCCCACAAAGUCAUGCUGGACCUGCUCCAAGUGUCGUAUGACAAGAACGACGUGAAGAUGCAGGAGAUCAUCCGCUACACCCACCAGUUUCUGCAGAGGUUCUGUCAGGGAAACCACGAGAACCAGACCCUGCUGCACAAGAACCUCAGCCUGUUCCUGAACCCCGGGCUGCAGGAAGCGGAGACCGUGCGCCACAUCUUCAGCAACAACUACCAGCUCUGCUCUGAGAUCUCCGAGAGCGUCCUCCAGCACUUCAUCCACUGCCUCGCCACUCACGGACGCCACGUGCAGUACCUCAACUUCCUGCACACCAUCAUCAAAGCCGAGGGGAAAUACGUGAAGAAGUGCCAGGACAUGAUUAUGACUGAGCUGACUAACUCUGGAGAAGAUGUGGUGGUUUUCUACAACGACAAGACGUCCUUCAACACGAUGCUGCAGCUGAUGAUCGAGAGCCGAGAGGGCGUGAUGGAGACCAGUCCACUCAGGUACCACAUCUCUCUGGUGGAGCUGCUGGCCGCCUGUGCUGAGGGAAAGAACGUCUACACGGAAAUAAAAUGCACCUCACUGCUGCCCCUAGAGGACGUGGUGAGAGUGGUCACCCACGAGGACUGCAUCACGGAGGUGAAAAUAGCCUACGUGAACUUUGUGAACCACUGCUACGUCGACACCGAGGUGGAGAUGAAGGAGAUCUACACGUCCAACCACAUCUGGAAACUCUUUGAGAACUUCACCGUGGACAUGGCUCGGGUGUGUCACCAGCGUGAGAAGCGUCUGACCGACACAGUCCUGGAGAAGUACAUCAUUAACGUGGUCUUCGACACCAUCACAGCGUUCUUCAGCUCUCCCUUCUCUGAGAACAGCACCAGUUUACAGACCCACCACACCAUCGUCACGCAGCUUCUGCAGUCGUCGGUUCGACUCCUGGACUGCCCCUGGCUCCAGCAGCUGCACCGCGCUCAAGUGGAAACCUGCAUCAAGACUUUGGCCAUGACAGCCAAAAGCCGCUCCAUUCCCAUCGCUCUGGACCUCGAGGCUCAGAUCAACUCCCUGCUGUCGACCUCAGCCCUGAACUCUCUCUCUCGCUCCAAUCCAAACUACAAGUCGUCUCGCGCGACUCGCCUCGUUCCCCCGAGCAACCCCUGGGACUACAAGAACAUCAUCGACAAACUGCAGGCCAUGAUCAACACUCUGGAGCAGCGGCUCAAGCCUCUGGUGAACGCAGAGCUGUCAGUGCUGGUGGACGUCCUGCACCAACCUGAGCUGCUGUUUCUGGAGGGAACCGACGCCAGACACCGCUGUGAAUCUGGAGGGUUCAUAUCCAAGCUGAUCCAACACACUAAAGCUCUGAUGUCGUCUGAGGAGAAGUUGUGUAUUAAAGUUCUCAAGACUCUGCAGGAAAUGCUUCAUCGUAAAUUUGACUUCGAUGAAAAGGGAUUCUCUUUGAGGAAAGUUCUUCUACAAAACUAUCUUUUUCCAUCAAAAAAGAACAAUCCCAAAACUGACUUGGCCGAGCUCCUGUCGAUAGGUCCAGAGCAGGAGAAAGACGGGGCUGCGGUGGCAGCGACUCAGUGUCGGCUCGAUCGAGAAGGAGGAACCAAACUGUUCGCGGACUUAGUCAUGAGCACCAAGAACGAGAAGAUCUUCCAGGAGAGCAUCCAGCUGGCCAUCUGUCUGCUGGACGGAGGAAACACAGAGAUUCAGAACUCUUUCUACAAGCUGAUGAUGGGAGAUAAUAAGUCAGAGAAGUUCUUCAAAGUCCUGAAUGAUCGAAUGAAGGAGGCGCAGACGGACAUCAAAGCCACUGUGUCCGUGAACGUGGGAGAGAUGAGCCACAAGGCCAACGAGAAGGAGCUGGACCCAGGUUCCCCCACAGGGAUGGCUCUUCCUGGACCCCUCCUGGUCCAGAACCAGGUCUCAGCUCACACUGAACCUCAGCAGACAGAGGUGGAGACAGAGAUGGGUCCAGCUGUUACCAUCAUGAAGCCCAUUUUACGCUUUCUCCAACUGUUGUGUGAAAACCACAACCACGACCUGCAGAACUUCCUGCGGUGCCAAAACAAUAAGACCAACUAUAACCUGGUGUGUGAGACGCUGCAGUUCCUGGACAUUAUGUGUGGCAGCACCACAGGGGGUCUGGGUCUACUCGGACUCUACAUUAACGAGAGCAACGUGCCGCUCAUCACCCAGACCCUGGAGACUCUGACUGAGUACUGCCAAGGGCCCUGCCAGGAGAACCAGACUUGUAUCGUGACUCAUGAGUCCAACGGCAUCGACAUCAUCACUGCUCUCAUCUUGAACGACAUCAGUCCCCUCUGCCGCUACCGCAUGGACAUGGUGCUGGAACUCAAGGACAAUGCGUCGAAGCUUCUGCUGGCUCUGAUGGAGAGUCGACACGAUAAUGAAAACGCAGAGAGAAUCCUGUUCAACCUCAGACCGAGAGAGCUGAUGGAUGUGAUAAAGAAGCUGAACCAGCAGGACCCAGACUGUGAGGGUGAAGUUUCCCCUCAGGACGUGGGCCAUAACAUCUAUAUCCUGGCCCAGCAGCUGGCGCCACACAACCUGGUGCUUCAGGGACUUCUGAAGCCUCAAAAGAGACAGCAGGAAGGCGACGACAGCCUCAGCUCCAUGUUAAACUUGAACAACCGGCCUCUGUCGCAGAUGUUGAAAUCUAGCGGCCCCCCUGUUGUGGUGGAGCAGGACCCUCUGGACUAUUACGACCAAAUCACAUCCCAGAUUGAGAUUGUGCGUGAAGACCGCAGCAUGGAGAAGAUUGUGUUCCCGAUUCAUCCCAUUUGUGAGUUUCUGACGGAGGAGUCGAAGGUCCGGGUCUUCAACACCACGGAGCAGGACGAGCAGGGUUCAAAGGUCACGCACUUCUUCGAGCAGACCACUUUCCUGCACGGAGAGAUGGAGUGGCAGAAGAAGCUCAGGAGCAUGCCGGUGCUGUACUGGUUCUCCCGGAGGAUGACUCUGUGGGGUGCCAUCUCCUUCAAUCUCGCUGUUUUUAUAAAUCUCAUCAUUGCCUUCUUCUACCCAUACGACGCAGGACAAGGUUCCAUUGAUGACUCUGUCCUCCUGAUGGCUUUCUGGAUCCUGGCCGGGGUCACGGUCUUGGCUCUCCUGGCUCAGAAGUACGGACUGCGGCUGUUGACUCUGGCGCUGAUCCUGCGCUCGGUGUAUCACCUCGGUAUCGCCAACACCCUGAUGCUGCUCGGCUCGCUCAAUCUGCUGAACAAGGUGGUGUUUGUGGUGAGUUUCGUGGGGAACAAUGGAACCUUCAUCAUGGGCUACACGGCCAUGAUUCUGGACGUGGAGUUCCUGUACCAUCUGGCCUACGUCCUCACCUCUACGCUGGGUCUGUUUGUGCACGAGCUCUUCUACAGCAUCCUCCUUUUCGACCUGAUCUACCAAGAGGAGACUCUGCUGAAUGUGAUCAAAAGUGUGACUCGAAACGGUCGGUCCAUUCUCCUCACGGCGCUGCUGGCUCUCAUCCUGGUCUAUCUGUUCUCCAUCGUGGGGUUCCUGUGUCUUAAGGACGACUUCAUCAUGGAAGUCGACCUGCUGCUGCCGCAAAUCACUCAAGCUGCAGCGGGGCAGAGUGAGGACUUCAUUCGGUCUUGUUCUCCUGAUGACGUGGGCUGCAGCUUGGAGACCUCUUCUCUGACGCUGGAUAACGGGGAGGAGGAAGAAGCGAACACCGAGCGGGCCUGCGACACUCUGCUCAUGUGCAUCGUCACCGUCCUGAACCACGGCCUCAGGAACGGAGGCGGCGUGGGAGACGUUCUGCGAAAGCCCUCCAAGAACGAGCCUCUGUUCCCCGCCCGGGUGGUGUACGACCUGCUCUUCUACUUCAUCGUCAUCAUCAUCGUCCUCAACCUGAUCUUUGGUGUGAUCAUCGACACGUUCGCAGAUCUGAGGAGCGAGAAGCAGAAGAAAGAAGAGAUCCUCAAGACCACCUGCUUCAUCUGUGGUUUGGAGAGAGACAAGUUCGACAAUAAAACAGUUUCCUUUGAGGAGCACAUCAAACACGAGCACAACAUCUGGAACUACCUGUACUUCAUCGUCCUGGUGCGAGAGAAGAAGAAGACGGACUACACCGGGCCCGAGAGCUACGUGGCUCACAUGAUCAAGAGCAAUAACCUGGACUGGUUCCCUCGGAUGCAGGCCAUGUCUCUGGUGGUGACGGACGCAGACGGAGAACAGAACGAGAUGAGAAUGCUCCAGGACAAACUGGCCUCAACCAUGAAGGUGGUCACGACUCUGACCGGUCAGCUCAACGAACUGAAGGAGCAGAUGACAGAGCAGAGGAAGAGGAGGCAGAGGAUGGGUUUUGUGGACGGAGCCACACCUGGACCUCCGAGUGCCGCUGGAGGGAACCAUCAGAUCUACAAGUCCUGA